AUGGCAGACCCUCUGCCUAGGUCGGACUUACUCACUCUUCCCCAAGAUAUCCUCAGUAUCAACCGCAUGGCUGCCACCUCGGCCCCUGCCUACGGUGAUGCUCCCUACGCGACCGCCGCUUCCCCCGUGAACGCCACUUACACGGCUUCUCCCACCCCCUACGAGACCAUGGGCUACGCACCUGCUCCCAUGCGCUCUACCUUCGCCCUUGCUCCGGAACCCGAACACUCUCGGAGAUUCUCUCACUCGUCAGUACCCUCAACUUCCCUGGUCGACGUUACAAACCCCAAUGUUCUGGCCCGGCCCCAUCGCAACUCAAUGAUUGACUUUGACAACAGAGGACUUCACCACCACGAUGAGCGCAGGAGCUUCGCCGAUGCCCUCGACGCAAGCCACGGCAUGCUCGCCAUGAGCCAGGAGACCCCACGCAACAUCUAUGGCGCUCGCAGCGAUAGGGCUUCAGGUGAUUCCUACGGCUUCCCUUCCACGCACUCUACCAGCUCUUCCGUGUCCUCCGCUUCUGGGUUCGGCAACUACUACGGCGCCGACUCUGUCAGCGACUACUCUACUGCUGGCUCAGACAUCGAGUCUGUCACCUCCCGGACUCUGCCCAGGCCCCAUGGACUCAUGGCACCCCAGAUCCCGCCUGCGCCCCAAUCCAUGAUGGGCCAGUUCAGCUCCAAGGUGUCGUCCAGCACGCAGAAGAAGCACAAGUGCAAGGUUUGCGACAAGCGAUUCACUCGCCCUUCCUCUCUUCAGACGCACAUGUACAGCCACACGGGCGAGAAGCCCUUUGCCUGCGAAGUCGAAGGUUGCGGUCGUCACUUCUCCGUAGUCUCAAAUCUGCGGAGGCACAAGAAGGUCCACAAGGGCGACACUCGCUCUGAGGCUGGUUCUGAAGACCACCAUUCCGAUUAA
Messenger RNA from Colletotrichum fioriniae, 918 nucleotides. RefSeq lists its product as uncharacterized. Gene Ontology annotation, molecular function: DNA-binding transcription factor activity, RNA polymerase II-specific; RNA polymerase II cis-regulatory region sequence-specific DNA binding. Gene Ontology annotation, cellular component: nucleus. The record is from RefSeq and is a predicted model, not a curated record. Gene Ontology annotation, biological process: regulation of transcription by RNA polymerase II. Lineage: Eukaryota; Fungi; Ascomycota; Sordariomycetes; Glomerellales; Glomerellaceae.